AUCCAUCAUCUGGUCUCUACAUAAAAACUAAAUCUAAUAAAAUCAUUAAAAUUUCGAUACCUAAAGAUUAUUUGGCAUUUCAAUUAGGUGAAGCAAUGCAAUUGGCUUCUGGAAAUAACUUGUUGGCAACUCCUCAUAUGGUUAAAGGAAUUUCGCCAAAUGUUAAAAGUGAAAUGCCAAUUAAUGUUAUUUCUAGAAAUACUUUUGCUGUAUUUAUGCAACCACCAUUAGAUGAAAUGGUUGGGGAUAUUACGUUUGCGGAUUUUGCUAGAAAAGUUAUUCAGAGUCAUUACAAAGUUAUUACGAG
This is a messenger RNA of Racocetra fulgida, 307 nucleotides long. NCBI's taxonomy places the organism in Eukaryota, Fungi, Glomeromycota, Glomeromycetes, Diversisporales, Gigasporaceae. The record is from the annotation of a GenBank genome assembly.